AUGGAAAAAAAGACAAUAAUUGCGUCAAUAAUAGCACUUGUUGUUUCAAUUGCCUUCGCAAGUGAGAGAAGUCUCAACAGAUCAGAUUACAACUGUAGCGGUCAUGCAUACCAUAAUGUGACAAUGGCUGCCUAUUAUCCUGAUUUUACCAGUGAUGACGAAUUCGACUACCUAGACGCCAGACUGAAGAAACUGAGAACAUUACAGGAUUUCCUUGAUGGUCGUACCGAAUUUGUAACUCUCUCCAUGGAUCUAGAUUCAGGUAUUCCUUACGGGACAAAAGUGUGCAUUCCAGAGCUGAAUGCAAAAUUUAGUCGCCAAAUUCCCUUUCAGGUCAGAGACAGAAGUCACUACAGUGACGUUAAAACAAACUCACCUGACUUCUCGCACGUGGAUAUUUGUGUAAGGACUGAGGAGGACACGUAUGAUAAUUCUGUGAACGGUAUCAUAACACUUUACGUGUGA
Dufourea novaeangliae is the source of this 465-nucleotide messenger RNA. RefSeq lists its product as uncharacterized. The coding region runs from base 1 to 465 and encodes 154 amino acids. The transcript is spliced from 4 exons. The record is from RefSeq and is a predicted model, not a curated record. NCBI's taxonomy places the organism in Eukaryota, Metazoa, Arthropoda, Insecta, Hymenoptera, Halictidae.